Phalaenopsis equestris is the source of this 1506-nucleotide messenger RNA. Its product is annotated as sufE-like protein 1, chloroplastic/mitochondrial. Lineage: Eukaryota; Viridiplantae; Streptophyta; Magnoliopsida; Asparagales; Orchidaceae. The record is from RefSeq and is a predicted model, not a curated record. The transcript has 2 exons. Bases 85 to 1314 code for a protein of 409 amino acids.
AAUUAAGCAAAUUAAUUAGGCGAUAAUGGAAAGGAAAACCUUCCCCUGCUUUGACAUUCUUCCUCUCGCUCCAUUUUCGGAGUGAUGUCAUCUCUUUCCUUUUCCCUCCGUCACUUUUCGCUCCAACUCCCUCAAAACCCUAACCCUAAACCCUUUCAAUCAAUCUACAAAACCCUAUUUCUCUCCCGCUGUUCCUUCUCGUUCCAUCGUCUCGCUCCCCUUUCAUCCUCACAACUCCUCACACCCCACUCGCAUUCUCAACAGCAGAAAUCAGAUUCCUCUUCUGGUUCCAACCCUUCCCCCGAUGAAGAUAUUACGAGGCUCCUUCCGCCGGCACUUUGCGAAAUAGUAUCGCUCUUCCAGUCGGUUGGCGAUGACCCCAAGGCCAAGUAUCAACAGCUACUUCACUACGGUUCACAGCUUACAGCGCUCGAUCCACGCUUCAAGAACAACGAUUAUCGGGUUCGCGGCUGCGUUUCCCAAGUCUGGGUUCGCGCUUUUCCGGAUCCUGCUGAUCCCGCCGCAGUACGUUUCGAGGCUGAUUCCGAUUCCGCUCUCACGAAAGGCCUAGCUGCCCUGCUGGUGUUCGGUCUCUCUGGAUCACCGGCCUCAGUGAUUGCCAGUGUGCCACCGGAAUUCAUCCUUAUGCUUGGAUUGCGACAGAGUUUAACCCCUUCGAGAAACAAUGGGUUUCUUAAUAUGCUGCUUCUCAUGCAGAAGAAGGCUCAGGAGAUUCAGUGUUUGGGAGAAGAGAUUGAUUUUGAUGAUGAAGAGAAGAACUUGACGACCAAUGUGAAUGGUUGGAGACCUUUGGAUUACGCUGAAUCCAAGAAGACAAUUGAUGGUUCUAGGCCGGGAGCAGAUGAAACUUCAAUUUCAUCGGACAGAGAUGUGAACAUUGAAAUUGGGACUGUUGAUGAAGAAGGUAUUGCCUCGGAGGACAAGUUUGAUGAAGGGAUUGAUAACGGUUGGCAUGUAAAUGAUGGAGAUGUUGAUGGUGAUCUUUCAAGUUUGAGUGGUGUGGGUGAAACAAGAAGGGAGAGGAUUUGGAAGCUUUUGGAGAGGGCCCUUUCCCCUGUAGAAUUGGAUGUGGAUGAUAUAUCUCAUCUUCAUGCUGGGCAUGCAGGUAUAGGGGGUAGUAGAAGUGGAGAGACCCAUUUUAAUGUGAGGGUGGUCUCAGAGGAGUUUGAAGGAAAGAGUAUGGUGAAGAGGCAUCGUCUUGUUUAUGAUUUGCUGCAAGAUGAGCUGCAAAGUGGAUUGCAUUCACUAUCUAUUGUGGCCAAGACUCCAUCUGAAAUUAAAGGCCCCAUCUGAAUAUAUGACAAAUGAAGGACGCGGGAGCAUCGCAGUUUAAAGAGGCUCUCGAUGGAGCAGCACGGAUGCGCAGUUAGCUGGCGUGGGGAUGUCUGUCUCUCUUGAAUGCGGUGCAGGUGCGCUAGCUUGGCUAGUGUUGCCACUUGUAUCCUUCAACUCUCCGACGCUUGCUCUACACCUAUAUCCUUCAAA